Carassius auratus (goldfish) is the source of this 3414-nucleotide messenger RNA. RefSeq names its product terminal uridylyltransferase 4-like. The transcript is spliced from 21 exons. NCBI's taxonomy places the organism in Eukaryota, Metazoa, Chordata, Actinopteri, Cypriniformes, Cyprinidae. The record is from RefSeq and is a predicted model, not a curated record. Gene Ontology annotation, molecular function: RNA uridylyltransferase activity; nucleic acid binding; zinc ion binding. The coding region runs from base 246 to 3164 and encodes 972 amino acids.
GCCGCGGCCCACAAUCCAGUGCGCGAGCUGAGUUAACAUGGCGCGUGCGCUCGGCGUUUUGAGCAGGGCCGAAGAAAACAACAACAACAAGAUCAGCGUCGGGAUACAUGGCGUUUAGCGCGACGCCGAUCCGUCACUGCUCCGUAUGAUCGUUCUGAUCUUCCACACGUUAGUGAAUCCAGAAACCUUCAACCAAGAGCCCUUUGGGCUUUUCUUUAGUCUCGUCCGGAGAGAAGUGGAGUGGCAUGGAGGACCCCAAAAGCCCCGUGAAGGUGGUCAAACCUUCCCGCUCGAGCGGGGGCAAGGCGUCAUCCUCCAAACCCCAGCGGGAGAGCGCCAAAGUCCCGAGCCGAAGCAAGGAUGCAGUCCCAAGGGUGAAAGAGGAGAUCCAGGGCAGCAGCCCCCAGGAGCUGGGCAAGGGCAAACCCCGCCGGCUGACGGGCAGAACUAACUCUGGCGAGAGGGGGAAAGGGAAACCCCAGCCCAGUGAGGGCCGUCAGCAAAGCCAGGAGAACAAAACUCCUGUCCGAAACAGUGGACCGGUCAAGGAUGGAGGAGCAGCACCGCUGGAGAUCUCAACACAUGACAACACCAUCACCACCGCUAAAGACAGCAUAACAGGUGUGGAGGCGGGCAGACAGAGAGGCGAGGUCACAGCCGAGGUCGUGGAGGGUGGAAACCUGACCUCUGACCAGCAGCUGGGACUCAAACAGGCGGAGGAGAGACUGCAGAGGGACUACAUCCACCGGCUGCUCAAGCCGUCGCCCGAGUACCCCAAUUUCCAGUAUCUAUGCAAACUGUGUUCAGUCCACGUGGAGAACAUCCAGGGUGCUCACAAGCACAUUAAAGAGAAACGUCACAAGAAGAACAUCAUGGAGAAGCAGGAGGAGAAUGAGCUGCGAUCGCUGCCGGCUCCCUCUCCGGCCCAGUUGAGGGCGCUAGACUCGGUCGUGCUGGAGGUGGCAGAGACACACGGCAUCUCGGAUGAAGACUUCGCGUUUAGGCAAGCCGUGGUGCUCCGGAUGGAGGGGAAUAUACGCAAGCAACUCACAGCGUGUUCUCUCCAUCUGUAUGGCUCAUGUCUCACCCGCUUCGCCUUCAAAACGAGUGACGUCAACAUCGACGUCUCUUAUCCCUCCACUAUGACUCAGCCUGAUGUGCUGAUCAAGGUGCUGGAGAUCCUCAAGAACAGCGUUGAGUUUGCUGAGGUGGAGUCAGAUUUUCACGCCAAAGUCCCUGUUGUUUUCUGCAGAGAUGUGGCCAGUGGGUUGAUGUGCAAAGUGAGCGCAGGAAAUGAUGUCGCGUGCCUCACCACCAAUCACCUUGCAGCUCUGGCCAGACUGGAGCCGAGGCUCGUUCCUCUGGUUCUGGCCUUCCGUCAUUGGGCCAACCUGUGCCACAUCGACUGUCAGGCGGAAGGAGGAAUCCCGUCCUACUCGCUGUCUCUGAUGGUUAUAUUCUUCCUGCAGCAGAGAGCCAAGCCAAUCCUGCCCGUUUAUCUAGGACACUGGAUCAAGGGCUUCGAUGUGAAGCGUGUGGAUGAGUUUCACCUGACGGGGAUGGAGUCGGACUUAUUCGUGGGAUGGGAGCACAGACCCGCCCCUGCAGGCGAGGGCCGCGGGGACGGCAGAGCCAGACCUGAACCCAAAACCCAGACUGAGAAGAAAGAGAAGAAGGGUGAAUAUGUGAAGGGCAAGGCUCGUCUGACGCUGAAGCAGCCAGUGAGCGUGUCUCUGGGUCAGCUGUGGCUGGAGCUCCUGCGCUUCUACACGCUGGAGUUUGCUCUGGAGGAGCACAUCAUCAGCAUCCGUCUGAAAGAGCUGCUGCCGCGGGAGCUGAAGAACUGGCCUCGCCGCAGACUCGCCAUCGAGGAUCCGUUUGCAUUGAAGAGGAACGUGGCUCGCAGUCUGAACAGUCAGAUGGUGUUCGAGUACAUCCAGGAGCGUUUCCGCACGGCCUACAAGUAUUUCGCCUGUCCUCAGAGCAGGAACGGAGCGAACGCCAGGCACAGCUUACUGAGGAAGAAACCCAGACGCUCUCGCACGGCCCAAUCCAGCAGCCUGGACCGAAAGAAGAGCGGCGAGGAGGACACAGACAGCAGUGAAGAUGAGGACGAGAGGGAUAUGGAGGAAGAGGAGAGCCUCAGAGCAAGGUUCAAUGAGCUCCUAGCGAGCGAUGCUGGGACGGACACCAGAUCUGAGUCUGUUUCCCAGGAACCGUCCGCAGCGGAGUCUCCUUCUGCCCUGAACGGCCUGCUGAUGGACAGCGAGGAGGAGAAAGAUCAAGAGAUGGAGAAACAGGACAGUAUUGCUCCAGAAGACAUGCACUACAUCUUUGACAGGAUGAUCUUCACCGGAGGAAAGCCGCCAACAGUCGUUUGCAGCAUCUGUAAGAGAGACGGCCACCUUAAAGACGAUUGUCCUGAAGACUUCAAGAAGGUCGAGCUGAAACCCCUGCCGCCCAUGAGCGAGCACUUCAGAGAAAUCCUGGACGGACUCUGCCUGCUGUGCUACCGUGAGCUGGCGCCGUCUCUUAUCGAGCAGCAGAAGAGGGAGCAGAUUCUUGGCAGUCUGGAGCGCUUCAUCAGAAAAGAGUACAACGAUAAGGCCCAGCUCUGUCUGUUUGGCUCUUCUAAGAACGGCUUUGGCUUUCGUGACAGUGACCUGGACAUCUGUAUGACACUGGAGGGCCACGACACCGCUGAGAAGCUGAACUGUAAGGAGAUCAUCGAGGGUUUAGCCAAGGUGCUGAAGAAACACACAGGUUUAAGGAAUAUUUUGCCUAUCACAACUGCUAAAGUGCCUAUAGUGAAGUUUGAACACAGGCAGAGCGGACUGGAGGGAGACAUCAGCCUCUACAACACACUGGCCCAACACAACACCCGGAUGCUGGCCACAUAUGCUGCUAUAGACCCUCGUGUGCAGUAUCUGGGCUACACUAUGAAAGUAUUUGCCAAGCGCUGUGACAUUGGCGACGCCUCCAGAGGAAGUCUCUCCUCUUAUGCUUACAUCCUCAUGGUGCUGUAUUUCCUACAACAGAGACAACCACCAGUCAUCCCUGUGUUACAAGAGAUAUUCGAUGGGAACACUGCUCCUCAGAGGAUGGUGGAUGGCUGGAACGCUUUCUUCUUCAAUGAUCUUAAUGAGCUGGUAAGCAGGCAGUGAUUUGUCACUGUUCGUUGAAGAGGUUUCAUUCUACUUACAUUGUACCAUUUUCAUUCAUUUAAUGGUUUAUUAGAUUUCAUAUUUACUUUUCAUUAGAAAGUCCACAAAAAUAAUAAUUGAUGGUAUAUAUUUGGGAUUAUGACUAAUUCUAAAAGUAAUUGUCACAAUGCACAUAUAAAAAUAAAUUAUACAUACAAUUUUGUUUUAAUUAUCACAAGAAAAUGUUAUUUAGAGACAAGUAAUUACAAAA